CCUGCAUGUGGUAUUAUUACUGUGAGAAGAUGCAGUACUCGGCCUGCUCGGUAGUACUGGUCGCAGUACUGGGAGUACUCGAUAUUAGGCUUUUACAGUAACUGGAUCAAUAAACAGCAGCUCAGCGGUGACCAGUAGAUGCUACUGGUGGGAAAGUAACACUGAGGUCAGUCACGAUGAUGUCGGAGACUUUGGAGCAGAGUGACGACGUCCUGCCCCUCCACGAGGUGGAGCCCCACAAGGAGGACGACGGACACUGCCCCCUGCCUUUCAGGCUGCAGCUGAUCGACGACCUGUCCUACGAAGACGUGAAGAAGUGUUACAGAGGAUCAACCGUCAGCAAGUACAACUCUCAGUACCACAAACUCUUCCAGACCGUCCCCACAGAGGAGAUCCUGAUGAAAGUGUAUUCGUGUGCGUUGUUGAGAGACAUCCUGCUGCAGGGUCGACUCUACAUCUCCAGGAACUGGCUGUGUUUCUACGCAAACCUGUUUGGUAAAGACAUCAAGGUCUGUAUACCAGUGGUGUCAGUUCGGCUGGUGAAGAAACACAAGACGGCCGGCCUGGUGCCAAACGGGCUGGCCAUCACAAUGGACACCGGACAGAAGUACGUGUUUGUGUCCCUGCUGUCCAGAGACAGUGUCUACGACGUCCUCAGGAGGAUCUGCACUCACCUGCAGGUGAACGGGAAGAGUCUGAGUCUGAAGCAGUACCUGGAGGAGCCCAGCUCUCUGUCUAUGGACGAGUUUCCAGAGGUGUUGAAGUGGAGGAGGAAGCCCUCGCUCCCCGCCGUCUCCUCGUCCCUCCCAGACUUGCUGGGAAACUCCACCCCCGGCCUCACCGCCGACACGACCUUCAGCACGCACACGCUCACCGACAGCAGUUUGGAAACAGAGAAGAUCCUGCUGACAGAACCAGUACCUGAACUGAGUCACAUGGAGUACCAGCUGCUGAAACUCUUCAUCCUGCUCGUCUUCCUGUUGGUCCUGUCUUCCUGCUAUCUGGCCUUCAGAGUUUGUCGUCUGGAGCAGCAGCUGAGCUUCCUGAGCAGCCAGCCGACACUCAGAGAGAGGUGUGGGGAGGUGCCCUGCUGGCUGGCCAAUCAGAGGACAAGAACCUGACGCUGAAGCAAAUCAGGGAGUGAAGUGAGGACAUAUGCAGUCACAUAGACUUCCCUUUAGCGGGGCGGCGGGGAGAGGAGACAGACGGACGACUGCGGCAGCUGAUCCCGCCCGCGACCUGGUUACAAUAGAGACUUCCCAGUAGUCAACAGAAGCAGUAGACUGACCUCUGACCUCUGAGGACAAAGUGUUUGAGUGUAAGAGGUCCGGAGGCUGGAGAGACGACAACAUGCUGUAACAUAACUGAGAUGUAGGUGGUGUGUGUGCUUCCAUGUAAAACACACACUGGCCGUUAGGUGUGUGUGAGUAGUUCAGGUUAACGUGUUUUUUUAUGCAGACACUGCUGGAUGUGAUGAGCUGGGAGGAGCUGCUGCUUCCUGAGUGAACACGGAAACUCAGGACUCUCCAGGAUAAAGUGAAGUCGACGUUCUGCCCACCAGCUAGAUUAUUAUUAUUAUUAUUAUUAUUUUUUCAGAGAUAGCAGCGUUGUUUUCUGUCAGUUUGGCGGUUAAGUCUAACCAACUACAAUACCCAUGAGCCUCAGCUGCUGUUGCUUUGGAGAAGAAGCCCCGCCCCUUCCGGUGGACCACCAUGGGACCUUAUUUUGAAAAAAAUACGUUCAGUAGUCAACGGCGUCCCGUUUGAAUUGUGUCCUGAAUUCCUGAACAUGAUGUUUGUCGGUUUAAAAGAUCGUUUAAGUCAAGAAAGUCGCAGUUUGUUUAAGUAUAAGUCUGUGAAAAUACGUAAUUACAAAGAGCACAAACCCAAAAGCGAUCUGUUUCGUUACACGUCGUGGACAUGGUGAAUAUUUUACAAGCACGGGCCUGAUAAAGCUGAACACACCAGUGCGGCUGUCAUUUUACAAGCCUGCGUGCAGCGUACCUGCGGCUGAAAAUGGAAUCGCAGUUGGAAAUUGCAAGUUCGGUGUCUUUUUGGCGACUUUACAGAACGAUCUGCUGAUGGAGAGAGAGAGCAGAGCAAGACACAUACAGGGAGAGAGAGAGAGAGAGAGACAGAAAGAGGCGGGGCCACAGCAGGUGUGUUUGCAGCAGAGGUGAAGGCAAAUGGAGUUAAGCUAGGGAGUAAACACUUAAAUACAGGUGGAGAAUAAAGCAGAAUUAAAAUGAUUAAAUAAGAAAUAACCCGAAGCUACUACAAAUAGAAAUAAACGCCGAUAACCCCAAGUAAAUGUUACUAAACGGUUUUACAUCAAACUGUGACUUUCUUAACUUUAACUUUACAUUUCAAACGGGAUCUAAACAUUAGUCGUCUCUCGCCGUUGACUUCCGUACGUAUUUUUAACGAAAUAAGUUCCAGUGGGGCGGAAGCGAGGGAGCUCAGGCUGUCAACCAGAGCAGUCGCAAAUUUAAAACACUAUUGGCUUUGAAACGGAAGGCAGCUGUCUCGAUACCGUAACAGACAGCUGCCUCAGAAGGCAUCAUUUGCAAGUGAAGGCAGCUCUGUUUACAUUAGUUUCCAACAGCCUUCUAGGGCAGCACAUACGGCAACGUGUGACGUCAGUACGCCGACUUAGCAUA
Molecule: messenger RNA, 2659 nt
Organism: Micropterus salmoides (largemouth bass)
Lineage: Eukaryota; Metazoa; Chordata; Actinopteri; Centrarchiformes; Centrarchidae
Product: GRAM domain-containing protein 2A-like
Exons: 12
Coding region: 177-1121 (314 amino acids)
Biological process (GO): regulation of store-operated calcium entry
Cellular component (GO): organelle membrane contact site; extrinsic component of cytoplasmic side of plasma membrane; endoplasmic reticulum membrane
Molecular function (GO): phosphatidylinositol-4,5-bisphosphate binding
Source: RefSeq, a predicted model, not a curated record